AUGUCUACUAAAGUAUCUACUUCUCGAUUUUGGAGUUUGAUUUUACAUGAGGUUUAUAACCAAGCAGGAGUUCUAGUACCUGAUGAUGAUGAGGUUGCUACAUUUUCUCAGUUGCAUAUCUUAAAUAUGCUCUUGAUUAUUCAGUUUUGUUUCUUGCUGUUGGUCAUCUUCCAGAUGCAACACUUAAUUUGUGAAGCCCCAAAAUACGCAUUGGAUGGUUCUUUUCAUGUUUCACUUGGGAAUGAUAUCUCUGUCAAAUCAAAUUUUGAGGAGACAGGUAAUCCUGGUGUCACUGCAAAUGUAUCUAAUACGGAUGCAAACAUCAAUUCUAGUGAACUAGUUAUUACUUUAUUCCGUGAGAAGCCUCUAGUCUCACCACCCAAAGUUAAUAUUUCCAAGUCCAAUAUGGAUGAGGGUAUUACUUUAAACAUCAAUGAGAACAUAUCUAAUACAUAUUCAAAUGUUAAUAUGGGUGAAUGGGAUUUCGACAUCUUCCCUCGUUAUUUAUGUUGUGCCACCAGCACCACCUUCAUCACCACCACCAAAUUCCAUGAUCGUUUCGACUUCAGUUCAUGUGGUGUCACCUACAUUUCAAUGAGUGAAGAAUGA
This is a messenger RNA of Lactuca saligna, 609 nucleotides long. The record is from the annotation of a GenBank genome assembly. Lineage: Eukaryota; Viridiplantae; Streptophyta; Magnoliopsida; Asterales; Asteraceae.